This is a messenger RNA of Sceloporus undulatus (fence lizard), 1351 nucleotides long. Its product is annotated as protein enabled homolog. Lineage: Eukaryota; Metazoa; Chordata; Lepidosauria; Squamata; Phrynosomatidae. The record is from RefSeq and is a predicted model, not a curated record. The coding region runs from base 1 to 516 and encodes 171 amino acids. The transcript is spliced from 3 exons.
AUGGCCCCUCAGCAUCACCCGCCCAGCCUUCCUCCUCCUCCUCCUCCUCCUCUUGCUGCCCCCUUCUUCCCGCGCUCUUCUGCCAGCCACUCCAGCCUCCUUCUCUCCGCAGCUCCGGCUCUCAUCAGCGCCACAGAAGAGAGAGGGAGGGAAGGAAGGAUGGGGGGCUACUUCGAGGGCAUUGCUGCUGCUGCUGCUGCUGCUGCUGCUGCUGCUUCCGAAACCGAAGGGGACGCCUUGAAAACCCGGAGCAAGGAACCAGGAAAGCAGGCGGCAGAGAGAGCGAGAGAGACUCCGCAGCCCCACCUGCUGGCCGCGAGGGACACUGCAGGCUCCCCCAGAAACAUUUGGAGCAUCUCUAAGCAGCAUGGGGUUUAUAACGCAGAAUUAAAACUGGGAGUCUUGCACAAGGCCAGCGCUUUUCCAGCUGAGCAGCAACUUGAAACAAGCCUCCCCUCAAGGCCACAGCCAGGCCCCAAAGCCACCUCAGUUUUCCAAACUGAUGGAGGUAUUUGAAUUCAUUAAAUAUAUCCCACCCCCGUGCCUGCCUCCAAGGAACUGUGCGAGUUGCUGCUGCUGCUGUCGCUGUCGGGCGGCUCCCUGGGUGGAGAGGACACCUGCGCUUCCACGCAUCGCCACAGGGAGGCCGCCUUCGGACUGAAACCAUCCCGACACCUCAGCAACAAGCCAGGACCGAGGAGGGAUGAGUAACACCUGGGGGAAGGCGGGGGAGUGGGCGUGCUGGUGGGAGCGGCGCACAUAUAGCCGGCCUGCCUGGUUUCCUUCCCCGUCCCACCCCCGUGCCUGCCUCCAAGGAACUGUGCGAGUUGCUGCUGCGGCUGUCGCUGUCGCUGCCGGGCGGCUCCCUGGGUGGAGAGGACACCUGCGCUUCCGCGCAUCGCCACAGGGAGGCCGCCUUCGGACUGAAACCAUCCCGACACCUCAGCAACAAGCCAGGACCGAGGAGGGAUGAGUAACACCUGGGGGAAGGCGGGGGAGUGGGCGUGCUGGUGGGAGCGGUGCGCAUAUAGCCGGCCUGCCUGGCUUCCUUCCCCGUCCCACCCCCAUGCCUACCUCCAAGGAACUGUGCGAGUUGCUGCUGCUGCUGUCGCUGUCACUGCCGGGCGGCUCCCUGGGCGGAGAGGACACCUGCGCUUCCAUGCAUCGCCACAGGGAGGCCGCCUUCAGACUGAAACCAUCACAACUGCGCAAUUGCGCAACUAUUUUGUCCUGGGGGAGGCAGGCACUGAGCUGUGCCCCGGCUAGCUUGUUGUAAAUUUGAUAUUGUAUUUUAUUGUAUUGUGCUGUUUUGCUGCUGGCUGUAUUGAGAUAUGCAUUGUUAUUGUUAUGU